CUGGUAGAGAUAGAUGCUCUGUAUUUGUUCCUCUCUGUGGUAAGAGUCUUGACAUGAAGUGGUUGGCAGCUCAGAAAGGCCACAAUGUUGUUGGCAUUGACAUUGUGGAUUUAUCAGCUCAGCAAUUCUUUGCUGAAAAUAAUGUUCCAUUUAAUAAAUAUACGAUUGAUGAUGAUUUCUUUGUAUAUGAAUCAACAGAAAAUGCAAUCAAAAUUAAAUUCUUUGUUGGAGAUAUUUUUGAUGUCUCGGCUCAGUCGGCUGGGUACUUUGAUGCUGUCUGGGAUUGUAAUGCUCUGGUAGCCAUAAAGCCUCCAGACAGAAAUAAAUAUAUAUGCAAGAUUGAUUCUCUAUUGAAGCCUUCUGGCUGCAUCCUUCUUUCUACUUAUGAGUAUGACCCAACUCUUCAUAAUACUGAUCCAUAUCCUAUGACUCCUGAUGAUAUUAAAUUGCUUUUCUCUUCAUUUUAUGUCCAAUUAGUUGAAACAAUGGAUGCAUCAGAAUACUUUAACUUUAAGUUUCCUUGGUCAAAAAGACACGUGUUUCAAAUAAAAAGGAAAUAGUAAAAGGAGACAGAAUCUUGAACACAUUAUAUAAUAAUAAAUACUAGAUCUACUAUAUAUUAUGUAGUUACAAUAAUUUGAAUAAAAAUGAUAGCAACAACAAUAAUGAAAAUUA
This is a messenger RNA of Amphimedon queenslandica, 675 nucleotides long. Its product is annotated as thiopurine S-methyltransferase-like. NCBI's taxonomy places the organism in Eukaryota, Metazoa, Porifera, Demospongiae, Haplosclerida, Niphatidae. The transcript is spliced from 2 exons. The record is from RefSeq and is a predicted model, not a curated record. Gene Ontology annotation, molecular function: thiopurine S-methyltransferase activity. Bases 54 to 560 code for a protein of 168 amino acids.